AGGUCUCGAGGCUGCGGGCAUUUCCGUGGCAGCGGAAAAUUGCCAGUUCCACGUAACCGUUGCCCGCCACUCGGCGUUAUUUCCCGCGUUCCUCGAGCGCGCGAUGUUCGCGUCGGUGUGUCGUGAUCGCGAUCUUGGCUCGUUUCGUCCGUGUCCUACGCGACUUUCGACCUUUACGCGCCGCUCUCGCGCGUCGUCCGAUGCUCGUCCACGCUCCGGUAGCCGCGAGUGAUUCCAUCGAAUCAACGAAUCCGAGUGUCGAACCGGAGAUGGAGCACCGCCGGUGUCCGUGAACGAUUAACCUGUGCGUCGGCAGAGUUGGCCUCCGUUUCAUCCAAUUACUCUGGUCGGAGGCGUCGUUUCGGCGCUUCUCGCGACGAUUCUCUUUUACGAGCGACCAGCGUUCCAGGAUAAUUAAAUCGCGUCGGCGAAGGGACAGGUCGGCGUUUAAAGUCGAGUCCUCGAACGCGUAGGAGCAACUCGUAGGGACGUGCUAAUCGAUUAAGUCGAUCCGUCGAUCCUCGAAUCGGGCAACUGCGUCGUUAGCAUCGCGACGUGGCUCGUAAAAGUUUUAUUGUUCCGCUCCGCGGACACGCGGGGCAGGGGCGGAUAAAGGAGGUCUGCUGGAGGCUCUGGCUACGAUAUCUACGUGAUCGUUGAAUUCAUAGCUACGAGUCCCGCGCGGCCUAUGCGCCGUUUCGUUAAUUAUCAUCGAGCUAGUAGCCUGUGCGGAUCGAAAGAGGAGAAGGGAGAAGCAGUGGCACGGGACCAUUCGGCACGACGAUGUCGGCUCGAACGAAAAGUGCCGGCCGGUCGUGCGAUACGGGCAUUAGCUCGCGACCUUCCGUCGCAGUUUUCGCGUCGCGUCAUCGACUAUUUGUGUAUCUAAAAAGACCCAGCGGAUUCUGAGAGCGCGACGGGGAUCCGCGAAGAGGAGGAAGAAGAGGAACGAAAAGAGGCGGCGGAGGAGGUGACACGGCGUACGUUGGCCGACGAGUUGGGGACUGGCAAAGAAAUUCCGUGCCGUGUGUUGCUCGAGGAAUCGAGAACGGGCCGUGUAAUUCGGUCGACUUCUGGGCAAGUUCGAUGCGAGGAAUGUUCGCGGGAUGAAGGCAAAGCUGUCACGAAAAGAGCUGGACGAUCUCUUUAGCGAGGGUGCUAGAUUCCGGGAUACCUCGCAGCAAAUCCAUAAGCAAUGGCAAGCGGAUCCGGUACGAGCGUUUCCAACAGUUGGCACUCUCACCGCAGGCUCAGUCUCGCCAACGUCGGGCGAAAUUUCAACCCCGAAUUCGACGCCCAGUCCGAGCCCUAGUCCCACCAACAGUCAACAAGUCGCGCAUAAUGGGGGUUACGAGGCGCAGCCGAAGAACGUUAACACCAUUGCGAGGAGCAAGCAGCAACAACAGGUACAAACGUCCUCGUCGACGACGACACCCGCGAGGACGCCCGGCGUCGGCGCGGACGCGACGACGACAGGAUCUGGAAAGGGCGGAGGUCGUGUCACGGAAGUAAUGGAGCUUUGUUACGUCACCGAAAGAAUCAUUGCACUCUGGUACAGGGAGGAUGCGCAGGGAGUCCUUGAACACGCUACCGCACUCCUGCGGGGAAAGCACGCUGAUAAUUAUAUGAUAUUCAACCUGUCGUCGCCCGGCCGCACAGGGGAGCCAAACACCAGGGAAGCAGGCUGGCCGCAGGGUCUGGCACCCAGUUUGGAAAGACUGUGCGCCCUAUGCAAGGAGCUGGACUCCUGGCUGAACGAUGCUCCGAAUCGCGUGGUCGUUCUCCACGCCAGGGGAAGCAAAGAACGAUUGGGUGUGGCUGUGUCCGCGUACAUGAACUACAGCAGCAUCUGCGGUGGACGUGAUCAGGCGUUGGACAGGUUCGCUAUGAGGAGAUUCCUCGACGACAAGAUUGGAUCCCUGCAGGUUCCGUCGCAUCGAAGGUACAUCAAGUAUUUCAGCGGACUUCUCUCAGGUUCCUUGAGGAUCAGUCAAUCUCCGCUCUAUUUAACACAUCUCACCGUCCUGGGUGUUCCGCUGUUCGAACCCACGGGUUGUCGAGCGUUCCUCAAGGUCUACGAAGGGCUGACUCCUGUCUACACCUCCGAUCUGUAUUCCGUGACGAACGCUCGCGAGUUCACCGUGAAUCUCGGUGGGCUUCGUCUGAGGGGAGACAUUCUGGUGAAAUGUUACCAUAGGGUAUACUCGAAGCAGAGCCGGGAAGUGAUGUUCUCCCUGCAGUUCCACACGUGCGUGAUCACGGAGAACGUGGUGUCCUUCCCUCGAUCGGAGCUGGACGUGGCCUGCGACGAUCCACGGUGUCCACCCGACAGCGUGGUCACGCUGUACUUCGCCACCGACGCGAAGCGUCAAGAUGGACCGAUACCGGCGCCGACGCCGGCCGUGCCGCACGCUUCCGCUCAUCACGACCCCAUCCUGCACUGGGACAGCUACACGAAUCUCGAAAUCAGCGACGACGAAGGACGGGAAACGCCAUUAUCACCGCCACCACCUUCGAGUUCCUCCGUUCAGACGUCACCUCGCGGAUUGGGUUACACCUGCGGUCCCAUAGAUGGAUCUCUGUACGCUGUGGUACACCAGGGUGCUGCCGGUGGUGCCCGUGGCUCACCAUUGACAGUUUCCAUGGACAGCGGCAUCAGCAGCGCUCCACCACAGCGACCUAGUCCACCGGAGCCGGAGCCGGAUAACCAGGCUCAUGGUGAUCUUGAUAAGCUUCUGCAUGAUAUGAUGCUUACCGUCGAGUCGAUGCCAGAUCCUCCGUCAGAGGACUACAGAACGGACAGAAGCGAUAAAAUGUACAUUCAAGAAACCCGUAGCUAUAGCAGCCACACGAGCAGCCAUUCCCCCUCGACUUACUCCACGCUGAAGGAUUCGUACAGAAAUUACAGCAUCGCGAAAGAGUCCAGUCCGCCGUACAACUCGAGCAGCAGUUACAGCACCCUGAAGAACGAGUACCGGGAACCGGCCAAGAUCGAACAUCGAAGAGAGGAAUUCGAGUACCGUAUGUCGCCGGAUCGAAAAAUCUCCGAUUCCUCCACGGAUUCGUACAGAAAACACGCGGACUCGUUUUCGCCGCCUGGCAAUAUCGAUUACAUCGACGAGGACAUCCCUUAUCACGCGAGGCAAACGAGCCAGCCGUUUUCGUACGGCGCCACGCCGGACAUGAUCAAGCAUCAGAAACUUUCGUCGCCUUCCCUGGUUCGGAAGGCGUCCGUACGAGGAACUGCACCCGUCGUGGACUUCGAAGACAUUCUCGGCGAGAAUUCCAGGCGACCCAUCAGCCCUCUCAGUCCAAACACGCCCGAUCCUCCGCCAGAGUUUGCCAAUGGUCCCGCGAAGAACAGUUCGGACCACGUGGACGGAUUAUCAUGGUUGAGGCAGCAGCAGUUGAAACUCGCCGCGAGGAGGGAUGAAAGAAACCCGGGAAAACUUUGGCGACAGGAGACUGGAAAUCGCAUGAUCGGCGAGCUGAGAAGCUUGCAGAGAGGCAGGCUGAGGCACGACGGGUAUGCCAGCGAUUCCGCCGUGCUCGACGACGAUGAUGACACGUGGGUCGUUAAUUCCACUUCCGGACAGACGCAAUCGAGAUCCAUACCUUACACGUCCGCGCCGGCGAGCCCGCUGCUUCCGCAACGAUCGAGCAGCCGGAAGUACAACGGUACCUCCGGAACCGGUACCCUAGGAAGACCUCGGGCGGAGAGCGUGAACGAGCGUCCCUUCAUGUCCGUGAAACGGGCGUACGAAUAUCGCAAAUACAGCGACAGCCAGAGCCCUCCGACAUCCCCCCGCUCAGGCUUAGCAAGCACGCAACCCUUAGGAUUAGCAAUGCAGCAACAAGCAACCUUCAUUAACACGGACAAGCCCCAGCCGCCACGGCCAGAGUCCCGCAGCGACAGUUUCGCUCGCGCCGACGCUUUGCUGCGCGAGCACCGACAGCAACAGCAACAGCUCGCCGCCAGCAACGCGAUCAACAGUCACGCGGAGCAGAAAGAGGCGACGGGUCAGGAUUUCGUUUCGACCACGGCUCGAAAUUCUCGACCGGAGUCGCGAAAUCGAGUGGUCACCUAUCAGAGCCUCGGCAGAACCACCGUGUCCAGCAACGACAGGACCACCGACCACGUGGACGCCGGAUUGCUGACCAUGGUCGAUCAGCAAUCCAGCGUGCAGAGCAAUCCGGACCCUCUCGUGAGCCUCAUUCGAUCAUUGGCUGAAAUUUCGCCCAUUCGCUCGCCCCCAUCGGUCGCUAACAGCAAGACAGACGCGAACGAUCAUCACGCGAGCAUCAGCGCAGCAUCCACGACCACUGCGAGCAGCAACGUUGUUAACGCCAUCGCUAAUUGCUCCCCUAACCAGUCGCCCAAAGCAUGGCAGAAUUGCACCCAGUCGCACAAUGACUCGGCAUCAUCGUGGACCGAGAGGAGCGUGAGUCCCGGAAGUGCCGUGGCCAGCAGCGCGUCGAGGCCGCAAACGCCGGCGUUUCCGGUACAUCCUCGGACCCCGUACGUGAACAACUCUUCGCCUACGGUUACGUUCGCGGCCGACCGAGCCUACGGCACGAACACCAGCUACAACGCGAGCAACAACAACAAUAACGUGAACAACGUCGAGGCAACCGGGAAUAAUAAUAACAACGUCGGAAAUUAUGCCAGCGAACGAACGAUCUACAUCGAAGAAAGAAGAGAAGUCUCGAAGGAGACGGGACUUCCACCCAAGAGUCCGACAACACAGAGCAGAGAUCACUCGAUGGGAUUUUAUCUUCCAUCGUACAUCGGCGAUGGUGCAUCGAUUGUGACACAGAACGAUAUUCGUGAUUCUAGACGCUUGAGUUUCCCGGCAAGCGGGCCACUUAAACAAACGCAUAACAAACGAUGGCCGCUCACUAACCAAUCGGCGUCGUUCGACUAUAGCAAGGACCGAUCUGUUUCUCCGAUAAACGAGCCAACGAUGCAGCAGUCGCAAGCUGUCUCGCGCAGCCCUGGUACUCCGACUCACAUUGAAUUUGUCCAAAGUCCUAAGAGCGCCACGUCGUAUACUUCCAUAAAUAGCGGUGGCCAGUCUUCUCCACAGGUCCAGUAUUACGGUUCAAGACGGUCCAGUGUUCACUCGAACACCGAGCCCCAAGAAGUGGCCGAUGCCAACGUGAAAUUUGUACGCGACACCAGCAGGAUCUGGUACAAGCCGAACAUAUCUCGGGAGCAAGCAAUCUCGAUGCUGAAGGAUGCAGCGCCAGGAACGUUCGUCGUACGAGACAGCAACUCCUUCCCAGGAGCCUUUGGACUCGCUCUGAAGGUAGCGACUCCGCCUCCAGGUGCGCCGAGCAGCCCUAGGGACCCGUCUAGCGAGCUGGUCAGGCACUUUUUGAUCGAACCCACCUCCAGGGGUGUCAGAUUAAAGGGAUGCGCCAACGAGCCAGUUUUCAGCUCGUUGUCAGCGUUAGUUUACCAGCACAGCUUGAUGGCGAUGGCUCUACCCUGCCAGCUGUUGCUUCCAGAGCCGGAAGCCGCAGCCAGAGCACUCGAUUCACCUGGGACAAACAGCACGCAGCAACUGCUCGCACAGGGUGCAGCCUGUAACGUUUUAUACCUUUUCACCAUGGACACCGAGUCACUGACGGGGCCUCAAGCCAUCAAGAAGGCAGUCACGACCAUGUUCGAACAGAAGCCACUGCCUACAGCGACUAUCGUUCAUUUCAAAGUGUCCACUCAGGGGAUAACCCUGACGGAUAACGCGCGGAAGCUCUUCUUCCGUAGACAUUACCCCACGAAUAAUAUCAGUUACUGCGGAUUGGACACGGAGGAACGCACCUGGGACUUUGCCAGCGAGGAGACUGGACGACCAGUCAGUGCCCAUCGAUGCUUUGGAUUCGUGGCCAGAAAACCUGCGCACAAAUCGGACAAUCAGUGCCACGUGUUCGCCGAGCUGGAACCAGAGCAGCCAGCCACGGCCAUAGUGAAUUUCGUGAACAAGGUCAUGAUGGGCAACUCCAUAGCGAAGGCCAACAUCGUGUAAAUCGUCUUAUUCGUCGCACGCGUCCUCCGAAAUGCUCGAAUAGCGGUUUCAUCUUCGAGACCGAACAGAAUCGAGGAAAUAAAGGUUGAAGACGAUUCAUCGAGAAGGAAUGAAUACGCGACCCGAUGUCGUUUACGAAGAAGAAUACUAAGAACGUACUAUUCGAAAGAAGCUAGUUGACCCUCGUAAUAGGUCUCCGCGCAUUUCGUGAACGUAGAACCGAAUCAGUAGAGUGCAUGAACGUUCUAAAAGCAAAAUGUAGUAGAGAUUAACGAUAGAGAUUGUAUCGUUAUUGUUAUAAAAGAGAAGAGGUAUCGAAGUGAUAUGCGAAACCCGAUUCCAUCCUCGCGUCAGCGAUCGCACGAUUUAGAAGAGAAUGUUGUUACACGACGAUCGUUACUGCUGGUUAUUACAUUAGCGAGUAGUAGAGUAAUAUAAACGAUACUCGGAGCAAAGUACGAUGCUGCGAUCGCAACUUCCCGGAUUCCUUCUGUAGAACAUACACGGUUGUGUUACAAGUUGUAUAAAAAGAAGAAGAAAAAGAAAAACUCGGGGAUUUACAUUAGGAAUUAUCGUAACGAUUAUUCGUUUAUCGUUGACCAUUUUGUACGAAUUUUUUACGUCUAGAUCGAUCUUUGUAUUAAUUAAAACGUCGAGGAACAUUUUCCGUAGAUCCUUCAAUUAUCUUUUUGUCAAUCGUAUUCGUUGAGGGACGAAGUUACGCAAUGCGACGUUAUACUUUGCUUCCAGCGAGAAACUAUUAAACGAACGAUAUGCAAGCGAACGUACCGAUAGUUGGUAGGAAUAGUUGACGAGUAUCGACCGUGCUCAUUGCGCGAAUCUCGAAGAUCGUCGCGCAUUCGAAGCGCAGACUCGCGAGUACGUGGCUCGAUCGUGAAACGCAGAAUAGUUACAUAUAUGUACGUACACGUAUGUAAGUACACUGUUGCGAAAUGAUAAAAGAAAAAAAGAAAAAAAAAAAAAGAAAAAAAGAAAAAAAAACAUAACGCAGGAAAUAGUUGAAUAUCCAUAUACGUUAUUAAUCACGUUAUACUUGGGACUCUCGAGUAAUGUUUAUCGAAGAAAUGUUACGUCGUUGCGGAGCCGUGCCUGUGUAUCGUAGCCCGCGAUGUUCCCUGGGAAAGCAGCGGUUUAACGAAUAAAACGUUCUAUAAAUAACUGUAAAUAAGUUAAACAGAAAGUACGAAUAGCGUCGGUGAAAGACGACAUCCGUAACGAGAAGGUGGAAGGUGGAAGGAAAGAAUGGGCAGUCGGAAGAGAGGAGAGAAUCGAUUCUCCGGGCGUCAGCGUGACGGAACAAAAUAAACGAUACUCGGAGAGGAGUAGCGUAUCGAAACGAAACAUCACAUUUUGUUUGAUGACUCCCCGUAGGUUCUUGCCAUUUAUUCGUCCUCGCGAGCGACAUCCUUCGUCCGUGGAAGAAGCUCGAACCGACGAAGGAAGAUCCGAUCGGCGGGGACGACGAUAAGCAGUCAAUUAUUACGAAAGAAAUGUUAUAUGUAAUUACGACAAUACCGUGCCACGAGAGGGGAUCUACGAUAACGAAAUGCUUAUCGUAUCCCCGACGUCGCGAUAAUCUUCUUUCUUUCCCUUCGUCUACUUUUUGCACUUGCUUUAACUGGUAAUCGAGAAGAUCGGUCGGAUCUUUAUGACCUCCUGCCUCUUUAUCCGGAUCUUCCGGUUCGUCAAACGAUCUCGGGAGACAAACGGAGGCGGGGAACUUUUGUUGGACACUGUACUAGUCAAAAUUCGAUGUGUAUACUCGAACGAACAGAGAAUUCGACAUAGAGAUCUCGAUCCCUUUGCCAAGGGACGAGCAUAACGCAAAUCGUCCGAUCUUUCUUCCCGAUUCUUCUCUGUUUUCUUCUUCGUUGUCGCGGCUCGUGGCCGCGUUUCCGGUCGCGAGACGCGAUCGUUGUCUCGUCUUUAUAUGUUUCAAUUUUCGUACACGUGGAAAACUGACUAACAGAGUAACAUUAAUUUAACACCAGUCAUUAUUAUAAUAAUUAUUAUUAUUACUUAUUUACGCCCUCUUAUUACGUACGUUCACGCAAUAAUUGUAUUGCUGCAUACCUGAACGGGUAUGUUCUUAUAGUUGUAACGAUAAUAAACCAUAUUCGCAGCGUAA
This is a messenger RNA of Eufriesea mexicana, 8178 nucleotides long. RefSeq names its product focal adhesion protein tensin (gene by). Gene Ontology annotation, cellular component: focal adhesion. Lineage: Eukaryota; Metazoa; Arthropoda; Insecta; Hymenoptera; Apidae. The record is from RefSeq and is a predicted model, not a curated record. The transcript is spliced from 21 exons. Gene Ontology annotation, molecular function: protein binding. The coding region runs from base 1107 to 6029 and encodes 1640 amino acids.